Messenger RNA from Apis laboriosa (Himalayan honeybee), 996 nucleotides. Its product is annotated as GS homeobox 1-like. Gene Ontology annotation, cellular component: nucleus. Gene Ontology annotation, biological process: regulation of transcription by RNA polymerase II. The record is from RefSeq and is a predicted model, not a curated record. Lineage: Eukaryota; Metazoa; Arthropoda; Insecta; Hymenoptera; Apidae. Gene Ontology annotation, molecular function: RNA polymerase II cis-regulatory region sequence-specific DNA binding; DNA-binding transcription factor activity, RNA polymerase II-specific. The transcript is spliced from 2 exons. The coding region runs from base 1 to 996 and encodes 331 amino acids.
AUGUCGCGAAGUUUCCUCGUGGACUCGUUAAUCGGCAACAACUCGCCACCCGCCUACCCUUUACCGUAUUACGGCAAUCAAUUGCCCAGUUACAUGUUCAACUUCUUCAACCUGGGGUUGGGCUAUCAACCGAUAAGGCCGGUGCCGAGGCCGCCCGCGAUGCCCGUUCCGGUUCCGAUUAGCCCGCCUGCCUUGGCGAAUUUACGCCCGAUACCUGGCCACAGCCCUCCAUCCCCUUUAAACACCUCUGCGAGCAGACUUUCCGACGUUUCAGCGGCAGGAGAGUCGCCCUCGCGCAACAGCACCCCGACGCCGCCCCCCAAGUCGCCCAAUUCCAUCAACAACAGCUCGAAGAGGAUUCGAACCGCGUUCACCAGCACCCAAUUGUUGGAACUGGAGCGGGAAUUCGCCUCCAACAUGUACCUGUCCCGGCUAAGGAGAAUAGAGAUCGCGACGAAUCUGAGAUUGUCGGAGAAGCAGGUGAAGAUAUGGUUUCAAAAUCGUAGGGUCAAGUACAAGAAGGAGGAUCUUCCCUCGGGCCAGAGUCAGAAAUGCUGUUGUCUUCGAACGUGCGGGAAGAGGAAGGAGGGGGCGUGCGGUGACGACUCGUCGACUCGGAAAUGCGAGCAGGAUGACGAGGGGUCGAUCACGAGAAACGCGGAGAAAUCCGUGGACGCGAUUGGCAACGAGGAAACGUCGAACGUCGGAAUGGCGGAUCGUUUCGACCGCUCGUUCCCAUCUUUCCCGGGGGCGGAGGAGGGAUUGAACGUUGCGGGGGUGAUCGGUUACGAGAGGGACGUUCACGGUUUGUCGAGAGGGUCGAAGAGGAGGUUGGACGGGGUCGAGGAGGCCGGGGAGGAAGCGGAGGACAAGAAGAGACGGGUCGACGGGUCGCCGUCGCUUUAUCGGAACGCGAUUCAAGACACUGCUAUCGCGCCUGUGUUCAGGGGUAUAGGAUGCACCAAGCACACCGUGGAGAGGAUCGUUAAUUCGUAG